Molecule: messenger RNA, 1271 nt
Organism: Phytophthora nicotianae INRA-310
Lineage: Eukaryota; Oomycota; Peronosporomycetes; Peronosporales; Peronosporaceae
Exons: 1
Coding region: 67-1086 (339 amino acids)
Biological process (GO): carbohydrate metabolic process; proteolysis
Cellular component (GO): extracellular region
Molecular function (GO): protein binding; cellulose binding
Source: RefSeq, a predicted model, not a curated record
GUCCGUUGUCUUGUCACCUGAGCCGAGUCACUCUUGGUUCGACUUUCGACACCGGAAUACGCAACGAUGCAUUUCAAUUUUUCGGAGACUCAACAGCGGAACCCACUGCAUCCAUUUCACUGUUAUUGGAUACAGACAGCAAAAUGGAGCAGCCGCCUGAAGUUCACGAUGAUGGUCAAUACUCGUAGCCGAAGAUCUUCUCAAUCGCCCACUUCCUGUUUUGCCUCCGACGCAUCAGAUCAAGUUCCUCCUUACUCCACCCUAGAGUUUCUCAAGACAAUGAUUGCUCGCAUUACCGUAGCCUUCGCUGGUCUCGUAGCUGUCGUCUCCGGUGCCUGCUCGACUCCCUCAUUCGGCAACUGUGGCUCUGAUGCUGCCGGCGUGAGCUGCUGCCAGAGCACGCAGUACUGCCAACCUUGGAACGCCAACUACUACCAGUGCCUCGAUCUCCCUGCUAAAUGCGCUCAGCAGUUCCCGAACGUCGACUUCAAUGGAGACGACAUCCAGACCAUCUACGGCAUUCAGCCCGGAGAAUGCUGCACGCGCUGCAGCGAGACUGCUGGUUGCAAGGCCUACACCUUCGUGAACAGCAAUCCGGGCCAACCGGCGUGCUACCUGAAGAGCGGCACUGGUACAAGGACGCCCUCGGUUGGAGCAGUCUCGGGCAUCUUGACGGGAACGUCAACAACCCCGACGCCGACCCCAACAAUGACGCCAACGCCAACGCCGACGACAUCAUCGCCAACCUGCACCACGGCACCGUAUGGCUCCUGUGGCUCCAGUAACGGAGCUACGUGCUGCCCGAGCGGCUACUACUGCCAACCAUGGAACGACAGUUUUUACCAGUGCAUCCAGCCGCCAGCGAAAUGCUCGAAACAACUCACCGACAAGGACUACUACGGCAACGACAUUAAGACCGUCUACGUGAGCCUCCCGUCGCUUUGCUGUGAUGCCUGUGCUAGCACGGCAGGAUGCAAGGCGUACACGUACAUCAACAACAACCCCGGUCAGCCUGUGUGCUACUUGAAGAGCGCUGCGGGAACUGCCACCACCAAGAUCGGUGCUGUGUCGGGGACUCUCAACUAAGUUGAGACAGAAAGCAAACAGCUUGUAGUUUCCAAUCUAACGCAAGCUCACGGUUGCCUCGUAGUGUUAAUUUCUUUUUUUCGAUUGAAAAAGCAACCAGCUCGAAUACACGCAGUUCAUUUUGCCAAUAACAUAGUAUGCUAUUAUCGUUUCCGACCUUCCGUCAAAAAAAAAAAAAAAAAAAA